Linum tenue is the source of this 2215-nucleotide messenger RNA. The record is from the annotation of a GenBank genome assembly. Lineage: Eukaryota; Viridiplantae; Streptophyta; Magnoliopsida; Malpighiales; Linaceae.
UCUCUGGCUUAGCUUCUUCUUUUUGUCUUCAUUGUUGAAAAAAUGCUUCUUCUUAUCCCUUUCCUCGAUUGUGAUUUCAUGGGUUCCCCCGUUGCUAGUUAAAAGACCUUAGUUGCAAAGCUUGGAUCUUGGAAGAGGAGUAGCUCUGAGGUGAAUUCAGCUUCUGGGUUUUGGAGGGUGGGCGACAACAAUGGGCGAAUCCAUAGUUGCUGCCUCGUGGAACGAUGGAGAUAAGACAGCUACGGGUGCCUCAAAUUCUGGUCUGAAAGUGUCGGUUUCUUUUGGGAGAUUUGAGAAUGAUUCAUUGUCUUGGGAGAUAUGGUCGACCUUCUCUCCAAACAAGUAUUUGGAGGAAGUUGAGAAGUGUGCUACCCCUGGAUCUGUAGCUCAGAAGAAGGCUUACUUUGAAGCCCAUUACAAGAGGAUUACUGCCAGAAAGGCUGAAUUGUUGGAUCAGGAGAGACAGCUGGAGCAGCAGCAAACCUUGAGGUCAGCUGAUCGGGAUGGUGGAGAUCUAGUGGAAAGUGGUUGUGUGGUGGGCCAUGAAUCUUAUGGUGGUAAUUAUGAUCCAGGAUUUAGGCCAGAGACGGUUAAAGAAAAUGAGGAGUAUGAUUAUGAUGAGCAUGGUGAAGAUCCUCCAAUGGGCACUGAAACUCUAGUCACCCCAGUUAAAGAAGUAAGGGAAGCGGAAGGACUUAAUGGAAGCACCGAAAGCUCUGAAGUAUACAAGCAGGAACCAGCUGCUUCAGUUGAGGAACCAGAAAUUCAACCAAUUGAGUCUCAAGAAGUGGAGGAGGAGGAAAAGAGCUUGGUUGCAGCAGCAGCAAUGGGAGAGCAAAAUGCGAAGUUGGAUCAUAAGGCUGAAAGUACUCCUUUAAUAAAGCAGCAAAAGGCGAAGUUACAUCAUCAGAAAAAGGCACCGGCAAAGGUCACUCCGAUGAGCAAGGUUAAGGAGACUCCAAUCGUGAAGAAGAAACAGGCAUCGCCUGCAAAUCCAAGGCCCCAAAGCUCUACUCCAAGAGUAACGAAGCCAGUGUCAGCUACUGGUCCUGUGUCUUCUUCACGGUCUUUCACAAAGAAGGGCAACGUGACUUCAGUGCCAAAGAGCAAAAGCCCACUUACAGUUGAAAAGAAGAGAGUGGCUCCUAAAUCCUUGCAUAUGUCUAUUAGUGUGGAUACUCCAAAAUCUUAUCCACCACCUCGUGCGCCUGCUCUUGCUUCGACGGCAAGAAAGUCAUUGAUUAUGGAAAGAAUGGGUGAUAAGGACAUCGUGAAACGGGCAUUCAAGACAUUCCAAAAUAGUUACAGCAAAUCAUCUCUACCUCAAGAAAUGACUUCGGGAGCUAAGCAGGUUGCAUCAACCAGGUCAGAGGUUAAAGUUUCCAAUUCUACAACAGCGCGGAGAGAGAAUGGAGGUUCUUACAAGGCGGGCGAUGCAGAUAAAAGAUAUGCCAAGGCAGCUCCAUCUUUUGCCUUGAAAAGUGAUGAAAGGGCAGAGAGAAGAAAGGAGUUCUUGAGGAGACUGGAAGAGAAAUCGAGUGCUAAAGAGGCAGAAAGUGCACAUCUUCGAACGAAAUCCAAGGAGGAGAAAGAGGCAGAGAUAAAGAAACUGAGGCAAAGCCUAGCCUUCAAGGCCACAUCAAUGCCAGGUUUCUACAAGGGGCAGAAAGCGAUGAAAGGCUCAUUCGAUAAGGAGGGUUCAUAAACACUCAAGAUAUAGAUAGCAAGCCAUGCUUAACGUUGGAAGAAGUAUGAAACGAGAUCUAAUUUCUCCAAAAACAAUGCUUCGCAAGGGAAGCUGUCCAUCCUACUAUGGAGAGCUUGCACGCUGCUGCAGCUGUGUUUAGCUGAAGGAACCCAUGAUCGACUGGAGUACUCAUCAUCGGCUGUUAAGAGAGAUUGGCUACUCUGCCUGAUUGCAGGCCGCCCAAUAUUCAAUCUUUUCAUAAUUUACUUAUAGAGCGAAUAGUAAAUGUGUACAUCAGAACUUGCCACGAGACAGAGAUAGACCCUAGUAUAGUAGCAGUAAGUAGUGGUGGUAGAAGUUGAAGGGGGUAUCUAGAAUGAAACGUCUUCUCAGCUCUUUGUUCUGUCAUGUUCUGCGUUUCUUUCUCGGAUGUCGGUUUAUAGAGUUGAGAUGAAUGCAUAUACGGAUGAAAGUUGGUGGCUUUCCAAGAUGCAAAUGAGACAUGCCUGUAUGUAAGAACUAGGAUAU